AUGGCCAGGGUACCAUGGGCGGUGUCCAUGCUGUUACUGCUGGUGCUUUACUCUCCAGGGGCAUCCUCAGUCCCCGCCCAGCACUUGUGUGGCUCUCACCUGGUGGACGCCCUCUACUUUGUAUGCGGAGAACGGGGCUUCUUCUACACUCCAAACCGACCCCACAAGCGGGACCUGGAACAUCUGCUCGGGUUCCUGUCCAAAAGAGCCAGACAGGAGCAGCGGCUGUGGAAGGCUCUGUCUGGCCACGAGGAGCCCAAGGUGAAGAGAGGCAUCGUGGAACAGUGCUGCCACAAGCCAUGCAGCAUUUACCACCUGGAGGGCUACUGCGAAUGA
Morone saxatilis (striped sea-bass) is the source of this 336-nucleotide messenger RNA. It is a transcript of the gene insb, whose product is annotated as preproinsulin b. Bases 1 to 336 code for a protein of 111 amino acids. The record is from RefSeq and is a predicted model, not a curated record. Gene Ontology annotation, molecular function: hormone activity. Lineage: Eukaryota; Metazoa; Chordata; Actinopteri; Moronidae. The transcript has 2 exons. Gene Ontology annotation, cellular component: extracellular region.